AAGUACAUUUAUUGGCUAUAUAACGUUGCAGAACAUCAAGUUUUGCACUCACAACAAACCAAAAAACAGAGCUAGCUAGCAAGACUAAAAUGGCAGAAACUGCAGUGUCCUUGGCAGGUCAGCAGGCGCUUCCAAAAAUAUUGGAAGCUGUUAAAAUGUUGAGAGAUCUCCCAAAAGAAGUUAGAGACAUUACAGAUGAACUUGAAAACUUUCAAGAUUUCAUCAAUGAUGCUGAUAAAGUGGCUGAAGCUGAAGAAGAUGAUGGAAGGCGUCAUAGAAUAAAAGAAAGGGUGAUGCGGCUGAGAGAAGCAGCUUUUCGCAUGGAAGAUGUCAUCGAUGAAUAUGAAUAUAACAUCUCCUGUGAGGAUAAGCAACCUGAUGAUCCUCGAUGGGCAGCUUUACUAGGUGAGGCUGUUGCCUUCAUCAAAACUCAAAUCCUUCUCCUUCAAAGUGCGUAUAAGAUUCAGGAUGUUAAAUCCCUUGUUCGUGCUGAAAGAGAUGGUUUCCAAAGCCAUUUUCCUUUAGAGCAAAGACAAACCAGUUCUAGAGGAAAUCAAGAUAUCACAUGGCAGAAACUUAGAAGGGAUCCUCUCUUUAUUGAGGAAGAUGAGGUUGUGGGGCUUGAUGGCCCUAGAGGUAUAUUGAAAAAUUGGUUGACAAAGGGAAGAGAAAAACGCACUGUCAUCUCUGUGGUGGGAAUUGCAGGGGUGGGAAAAACCACUCUUGCCAAGCAAGUUUAUGACCAGGUGCGUAACAAUUUCGAGUGCCAUGCGUUGAUCACAGUUUCUCAAUCCUUCUCUGCUGAAGGAUUGCUGAGGCAUAUGUUGAAUGAGCUUUGCAAAGAAAAAAAGGAGGACCCUCCCAAGGAUGUUUCUACCAUCGAAUCGUUGACAGAAGAAGUCAGAAACCGCUUGCGCAACAAGAGGUAUGUUGUCUUGUUUGAUGACGUAUGGAAUGAAAAAUUUUGGGAUCACAUUGAAUCUGCUGUAAUUGAUAAUAAAAAUGGAAGUAGGAUAUUAAUCACAACCAGGGAUGAGAAGGUUGCAGAAUAUUGUAGGAAAUCAUCAUUUGUUGAGGUGCAUAAGCUAGAAAAACCUUUAACUGAAGAAGAAUCUUUGAAAUUGUUCUGUAAGAAGGCAUUUCAGUAUAGUUCCGAUGGAGAUUGUCCAGAAGAACUUAAAGAUAUAUCUCUUGAAAUUGUUAGAAAGUGUAAAGGUUUACCUCUAGCAAUAGUGGCCAUUGGUGGUCUUUUGUCUCAAAAAGAUGAAAGUGCACCUGAAUGGGGACAGUUUAGUCGAGAUCUAAGUUUAGACUUGGAGAGGAAUUCUGAGUUAAAUAGUAUAACAAAAAUUUUAGGUUUAAGUUAUGAUGAUUUGCCGAUCAAUCUCAGAUCAUGUUUACUGAAUUUCGGAAUGUAUCCGGAGGACUAUGAAGUUACAUCUGAUAGAUUGAUUAGACAGUGGAUAGCUGAAGGGUUUGUCAAACAUGAAACCGGAAAAACAUUGGAAGAAGUUGGGCAACAAUAUUUAUCAGGGUUGGUCCGUAGAAGUUUGGUGCAAGUAUCCUCAUUUAGAAUUGAUGGCAAAGUUAAAAGGUGUCAUGUUCAUGACUUAAUACACGACAUGAUCCUUAGAAAAGUCAAGGAUACAGGAUUUUGUCAGUAUAUUGACGGGCCUGAUCAAUCUGUAUCAAGUAAGAUUGUUCGACGCCUGACAAUUGCAACCGAUGAUUUUAGUGGAAGUAUAGGAAGCUCACCCAUUCGGUCAAUUCUUAUCAUGACAGGAAAGUAUGAAAAAUUAUCUCAAGACUUGGUAAACAAAUUCCCUACAAAUUACAUGGUACUGAAGGUACUUGAUUUUGAAGGUUCUGGUUUACGUUAUGUUCCUGAAAAUUUGGGGAAUUUAUGCUACUUGAAGUAUUUAAGCUUCCGGUAUACAUGGAUAACAAGUCUACCAAAAUCCAUUGGCAAGCUCCAGAAUUUGGAGACCUUGGAUAUAAGAGACACAAGGGUGUCUAAGAUGCCAGAGGAGAUUCGUAAGCUUACUAAGCUACGUCAGCUUCUGUCUUAUUAUACGGGUUUAAUUCAAUGGAAGGAUAUUGGAGGCAUGACAUCCCUACAAGAGAUACCUCCAGUGAUUAUAGAUGAUGAUGGAGUGGUCAUUGGAGAGGUAGGAAAGCUAAAGCAGUUAAGGGAACUGUUGGUGGUAAAAUUUAGGGGAAAACACGAAAAGACUUUGUGUUCCGUAAUAAAUGAGAUGCCACUCUUGGAGAAACUACAUAUUUAUACAGCUGAUUGGAGUGAAGUAAUUGACUUGUACAUUACGUCACCUAUGUCUACACUUAGGCAGCUUGUCCUAUGGGGGACGUUAACAAGGUUGCCAAAUUGGAUUUUACAGUUCCCAAAUCUUGUGCAACUGUCUUUGGUGGGCUCCAAGUUGACUAAUGAUGCAUUCAAUUCACUAAAAAAUAUGCCAAGGUUGUUGUUCCUGGAUUUAAGUUACAAUGCUUAUGAAGGUGAAACUUUGAAUUUUCAAGGUGGAGGGUUUCAGAAACUAAAGCGACUGCAACUCAGAUAUUUGGAUCAAUUGAAGUGCAUCCUUAUCGACAGAGGAGCACUGUGUUCUGUGGAAGAAAUUGUUUUACAAGACCUCUCCCAACUCAAAACAGUUCCCUCGGGAAUUCAACACUUGGAGAAGCUUAAAGAUCUCUAUAUCAACUACAUGCCAACUGAAUUGGUGCAGCGCAUUGCUCCUGAUGGAGGAGAAGACCACUGGAUCAUCCAAGAUUUGCCCCAUGUACGUAUUUGGAGCAGGGGUGCUGAAGAACCUUCGCAUAUAUUCGGCAGAAGUCAUCACUAAGAUGCGUCCAAAUUUGAAAAUUGAAGGAAAGCACUGAGGGAAGAUUGUAAGAGGUGUUCCAAAUUCAAUGUUUCCGACGUUCCAAUCAUGUGGUUUUUUGAGUGUUAAUUAUUACGUCCAUUUUAGCGUUAUUAACACCAACACAAUAUGAAGAAGCUAAAAAUAGUGUUCCUACAAAGACAGACAAUUUUUGACAACGGGAAAACUCAAGAUUCCCUCAAGUUCUUUCUUUUCCAGCUUGUGAAAUGGUGGAUGCAUGAGUGGAUUUGAGGCAUCAAAUUGAUUUUUUAAGCUUCCUUCUUCUCUUUCUCUUGUUUCCCUUUUUUUCUAAAAUGUGUACUCAAAUUUUUGUUAACUUGAUGUAAUUUGAAUUCUUAUCUAUAAUUCAAGUUCAUUUCUUUUAAAUUGAUU
Molecule: messenger RNA, 3269 nt
Organism: Glycine soja
Lineage: Eukaryota; Viridiplantae; Streptophyta; Magnoliopsida; Fabales; Fabaceae
Product: disease resistance protein RPM1-like
Exons: 2
Coding region: 90-2858 (922 amino acids)
Biological process (GO): defense response to other organism
Molecular function (GO): ADP binding
Source: RefSeq, a predicted model, not a curated record